UAUAGUUCCAGGGGUACCCAGGGCACAAAUAAACACUCACCCCAAAUCUCCCCCUUCAUAUCUUAAUACAGGAAGGUAUAGGAUAAAAAGUCCCCCUUACAAGGGUAACAGUGCAACAACCUGGGGGGGACACAGCUGUGGAAAUUGUCUCAGCCAAAGGACCAAGAGCUUACAAUCAAGAUAUCUCCUGCAAAAAAAUACUCCAAGCUCUGCCCCUUUGUUUUCAGUCAGGCAAAGACUAGUGCCCCUUUAAUUUUGUUGCUGUUUCUGUACAUUGAUGGGAAAGUGGGUUCUCCUGGGAGCAUGGGGAGGUGCAAGAGAGCUGAGCCAGCGAAUGGGAAUCAGUGGGAAGUUCCAUGUGACAGUUGCCAGUGACAGUGGGAGAUAUGAGUGUGAGCGCACUGAUUCUCACUCUCGCACUAUUACUUAGCCUCACAAUGACAGAGAAUUGGGCACGCAGCACUUUCACAUUAACCCCGACAGUGCCAGACAGCGUUCACACCCCAUUGGGUUAAAUGCUGGCACUUUUUUUUAACCAUUUUAAGCAAAAUUAAGCACUUUGCCCAGAGUUGGUAAAUAAGCCCUUUAGUUGCCACUUUGUGCUACAACAUGGGAAUCAAUCCUGGUACUAUAAUUGUCUGUAAUUGCUUUCUGGCAAACACCAUAAGCCAUAUUUUGCUUUAUGGCAAACAUGAAUAGGAGCAAUGUUCUAUUGGAUUUACAGCACUGCUGUCUGGAGAGGCCUGAGCAAGUCUCCUCUCACCCCACUCGUGUUCACCUUCACCCGCAGGUUAGAGAGGGGCAGGAUUUACACCUACAUUGGGGAAGUUGUGGUGUCAGUGAUCCCCUACACAUCCAUGGAACUGUACGGCAAAGUAAUGAUUGACUUUUACCGGAGUCGGGAGUUAUACGAGCGCUCCCCACACCUUUACGCCAUUGCAGACGCCGCAUAUAAAGCCAUGAAGUGCCGAGCUCAGGACACCUGUAUUGUUAUAUCAGGAGAGAGCGGCUCUGGACAGACAGAAGCAAGCAAGUAUAUCUCGCAGUAUUUAGCAGCCAUCACCAACCCAACCCAGCGCCAGGAGGUGGAAAGAGUAAAUAAUGUCCUGUUGAAGUCUAACUGCGUCCUGGAAGCCUUUGGCAACGCCAAGACCAACCGCAACGACAAAUCCAUCCGCUUCGGCAAGUACAAGGACAUCAACUUAUAAUUGGGGAAAUGGGGACCUGUGGCUCCUUGAAUCUCUUUAAGAGGCGCUAUACCAACCUCAGCCAGCAGGUAGUGCUAUUUAGCUGCUCUGUGUGUUGCUUGGAGGGGGCAUUUUUUACUUGUACCAACUUCAGGCAGCAGGUGGCGCUGUUCUGAGUGCUGAGAAUAGGGAGCAGCCCAGAAACAGGGAGCACUGAGGGGGGAGAUUCAAUUUAUUGACCUGGGUGUGGGUACUAGGACAAAUAAUACAAUUAAUUUCACAUAGGCUUAUCCUAUAAUUAAUUGGGCUUUGUUAUCUUUAGGGCUUUUACAGACGAGCGUUUUUAGGAGUAGACGCACCGAA
This is a messenger RNA of Xenopus laevis (African clawed frog), 1550 nucleotides long. RefSeq names its product unconventional myosin-Id-like. The transcript has 3 exons. The record is from RefSeq and is a predicted model, not a curated record. The coding region runs from base 705 to 1208 and encodes 167 amino acids. NCBI's taxonomy places the organism in Eukaryota, Metazoa, Chordata, Amphibia, Anura, Pipidae.